AUGGCCAAUACAGAGAAUGUAAUACACGAAGAUCAAAGCAAGCACGUGCGAACGUGUGGCUCCAGAGAGUGUGUUAUCAUCAGAAAGAUCACGUUUGGCCAGCAGUGGAAGGUAACAAAGGACAAAAGCUCUGAAUGUGACUUUGAAUGUGACUUUGAGAGACGCACAGAGAGACGCAUCUCUCACACCAGUAACCAUGACAACGACAUGAUGGACAUGUCCGCAGAUGUCACCACAGAGAAGGUCCCCCAGGCUCAACCCUUGGCCACAUUAGUCUCGUAUGAAGCAAACAGUCAGGAGCAAGAUGAGGGAGCGACGGAGGAGAGCAAAGAUUCACCCUCUGAGAUGUCUAAGGGCAGAGCUGUUCUGAUGAGUGAAGAGGAACUGCAGUCUCUUAUAAAAACAGAUGAAGAAGACACUGGUGAUUCUGAGACAAAUGAUGCCAAAGAGAAAAUGGAAGAAGUUGUGGACGAUGUAGAUCAAGUGAAGGAGACUACUGAGAAAAUCGAGGCUAAACAAGAGAAAUUGUUUGAGGAGGUGGAAAGCAGCGGUGAAUCCAAAAUUCCAUUUGGUUUGGACUCUGUCCAGAUCCUACCAGCCAAGAUGGAGAUGGAGGAAAGACUUCUCUCCAGUGUGGAUGAAGUAAACACUGAACAGUUAGACAAAUCUGAGGAAAAACAACAUGAUGAAUCCAUGCAAAUACAAAAUGACAAUCAAGAAAUCAAAAAUGAGGAUACUGGGUCACAAGAUGCUACUGAGUUUCAGAAUGACAUGCCCGUGAAGGGAGAGGAUGAGGAGAGGAAGGAUGACAGUGAUGGUCAAGGCAGGAAGAAGCAGAGGAAGCAGAAGAGCCAGAGAUCCAAGAAGCACUCCCCCCAGAAAGAUGAGGCCCAGAUCGGAGCAGAGCCAACCCCACCCCAGCCAGCCAAAGAGCAGCCAGUGCAGGCAGAAGGCAAAAACACUGACAGUGGAGCACACAAGACUAAGAGGAGGAGGGCUGGCAAAUGGGGGCCUCUGGUGGGUGUGAAUCCAGUGCAGAUCAGAGCCACAGUGGAGCUCUACCCCAGCUCACGGGCGGCUCUGGCAGGAGUCACCCAGGACCUUGAAGCCUCUGAAGACCCAUGUGACUCCUUCCGCUGUAAACGUGGGAAAAGGUGCAAACUGGAUGAAGACAAUAAGCCCAGUUGUGUGUGUCAAGUGCCAUCAGAAUGUCCUCCAAGUCUCAACGAGCUGGAUCAUGUCUGUGGAACUGAUAACAAAACAUAUGAAACAUCUUGUGAACUGUUUGCCACAAAAUGUAACCUCGAGGGGACAAAGAAAGGACACCGGCUUCAUCUGGACUACACUGGAUCAUGCAAAUUGAUCCCAGCCUGUUUAGCCCCAGAGUUGAUCCAGUUUCCUUUGAGGAUGAGGGACUGGCUGAAAAAUGUAUUGCUGCAGCUAUAUGAACAUGACACCACCUCCCCGGGCUUCCUCACUCCUAAACAACGCUUAAGAGUGAAAAAAAUCUUCGAGAGUGAGAGACGUCUUCACGUUGGUGAUCACUCUGUGGAACUUCUUGAACAGGACUUCGAGAAAAACUACCGCAUGUACAUCUACCCCGUGCACUGGCAGUUUGCACAGCUGGACCAACACCCCUCUGACCGACAGCUGUCCCACUCGGAGCUGGCCCCUCUGAGGGUCCCUCUGGUGCCCAUGGAGCACUGCACGUCCCUCUUCUUUCAGGAGUGUGAUUCUGACAAAGACAAACAGGUCUCAUUUAAAGAGUGGACUUCCUGUUUCGGCAUCAAAGAAGAGGAUAUGGAUACCAGUUUGCUGUUCUGA
Molecule: messenger RNA, 1824 nt
Organism: Boleophthalmus pectinirostris (great blue-spotted mudskipper)
Lineage: Eukaryota; Metazoa; Chordata; Actinopteri; Gobiiformes; Gobiidae
Gene: sparcl1
Product: SPARC-like 1
Exons: 11
Coding region: 1-1824 (607 amino acids)
Biological process (GO): anatomical structure development
Molecular function (GO): protein binding; extracellular matrix binding; collagen binding
Source: RefSeq, a predicted model, not a curated record